This is a messenger RNA of Penicillium diatomitis, 1158 nucleotides long. Its product is annotated as peroxisomal membrane protein PEX16. Gene Ontology annotation, cellular component: peroxisomal membrane. NCBI's taxonomy places the organism in Eukaryota, Fungi, Ascomycota, Eurotiomycetes, Eurotiales, Aspergillaceae. The transcript is spliced from 4 exons. The coding region runs from base 1 to 1158 and encodes 385 amino acids. Gene Ontology annotation, biological process: peroxisome organization. The record is from RefSeq and is a predicted model, not a curated record.
AUGGAGGCUGUGCGCAAGAUUCAGAAUCCCAUUCCCAGGGAGGUGAUGCAGCCUUCAAAAUGGCUUUCCAUGUAUGAAGACUUUGUCGCGAAGAACUCCAGCUCCGUAGGCUCCGUAGAGUCCGCGUUGAGCUCAUUGACCUAUAUCAUCCCUGGGAGAUACCGCGAAUCUGAAGUUGCGUCAGAAUGUGUCCAUUCUGGAGUUCAACUGCUUUCACUCUAUCAUGACUCCCUUGUGUCAAAAGUCAUAUCUCGACUUCCAUCAACUGUCCCGAGACCGCCACCUUCCCCGCACGCGCGAUAUACAAAGUACUGGACAUCGCGAUCGUCGCUGUAUCAUCGCGUCGCCGUGGCGCUGCAAAUGUUACGGUACACGGAACUGCUGUGGGAAAUGACAGCCCGGCGGCGCGGACAAAAGACCCGAUGGCGUGUAAUCGUCUUUCUCGAAAUUGCCAAAGCAAUCUGUCGCCUGCUUUUGCUUCGGCUUACCAAUUCCCGACCGCUAGUCAGCCCUCCACUGCCAGAGCGAGAGGUUGACCCUCGGUCGACACAAGUUGUGGAGGAGGAGCAGAGUGACUGGAAUGGGAUGGAUACUCCUACAAGCGAGCGUUCCACUGACAUCAGUUGGACAAUGCCCCGCACUGGACUCUCGAUGCCGUCUCUACCCGACGUGAACGAUGUAUCGAACUACCUCAUCUCGAAGGUGCUCACAGCGGAUGAUAUCAAACCCCCGAAGGCACUGUUGCAUCGUGUCACCGGUCAGGGCCAGUUGGCGGAGGUCAUGUACAUUUUGCGGCCCGUUGUAUAUACGUUGGCAAUGCAGCGUUGGAGUGGAGACCGGCGUAGCUGGCGGCCGUGGCUCAUUGGAUUCGGCAUGGAAUAUGGCUGUCGACAGCUCGCCAAGCGCGAUUUCCGGGAACGCGUGGCCGGUGGCCUUCGUGGCUUAACUGGUCUUGAGCGUGAAGAACUGCGAAAACGUGGAUGGUCUAUGGGUUGGUGGAUGAUGCGUGGCGCCUUUUACGAAAACAUCACCAAAUCCUGGAUACGAAGCCUCACUGGCAAGAUGAAGGGGAAGCCACUUUUGGACCUGGUAGGAAGCGUCGUUGAGGACUAUGAGUAUCUUUGGGACAACUACUACUUCUCGACUGCCACGCUUUAA